AUGACUCAUGGUAUUACCUUGGAUUAUUUUUCUGAUGUGCUGCAUAACCUCCUUGAAAUCAAGUUCGUGCGAAAAGGAAGAGGCUGCUGCGGCAUCUUGUCCUGGAAGGCGGGAUCGCUGCGCUGGUUCAUCGCGCUGAUAGCCCUUGUGGCGGUUUGCUGCGUUCUAGUAGGCACCGCUUUGGGCGCUAUGCGACCGUCCGGCCGUGAUCAUCUCACCGUCUCCCUUCUAAUGAUAGGAGUGGGCAUCGUCCUCGUGACUGUCAGCGGCGUCGCGUGGCGCCUCACCUCCCGCUCGCCCCCCUCCUGUCGCUCGCUGCUCGGCCUGCGAGGGGGCGGGGCCACGCCCGACCCCGCCCCCGACACCUGCCCGCGCCGCUUCGCGCCCCGCCCCCCGCCGCCGGCGUUCGGCCGACCGCACCACCCGUACGCCGCCAUGAUGUAUCCGGAGUUCAGGCACCGGCCGCCGCCUCCCACUUACCAGGCCAGCAUGCAGGAGUACCGGUUGAGGCUGCUGCUGCUGGAUAGAGGCGGGGCUGGGGAGGUGGGCGGGGUUGGGAUGGGCGUGGUCUCGCCGCCGCCGACCUAUCGGAGCCAUACAGGCAGUCUGUUGAGGGUACCUUUGUCCAAUCGCCGGGACACCUGCCAGUCCGAAUACAGCUGCCCCCCGUCGUACCGAUCUCAGAACAGCAUGAACCGACAGGGUACCGCCCAAUCGAACUCGGUACUGCACAGCAGAGAGCACUCGCUCAGCAUCUCAGAGUCCGACCACGGCGGUUCCAUCGUGAACAUCGUCAAUAUUUUGGGCACCGCGUGCGAGAAUGGCGACACGAUCACCUUGGACUCGUUCAAAAUGGAGCCGGAUCAUGACUCGAACCCAGUGAAAAUGUUCCUUACCGGUAAUAAUAGCGAUUUGGAAGGUAGCAAGAGCGGUAACUUGGUUACGAUCGUCCAGACGAACGACCGUACGCCGGUUAUAGUUACGGUUAGCGGUAACUCGCAGAUCGGUAGCUCUAAUUCAGUUCAAAUCACCGAGAUACCGUCUGAAAUCGAAAUUUUGGCACAUUUGUGA
Messenger RNA from Phaedon cochleariae (mustard beetle), 1071 nucleotides. The record is from the annotation of a GenBank genome assembly. Lineage: Eukaryota; Metazoa; Arthropoda; Insecta; Coleoptera; Chrysomelidae.